Lachancea nothofagi CBS 11611 is the source of this 1212-nucleotide messenger RNA. The record is from the annotation of a GenBank genome assembly. NCBI's taxonomy places the organism in Eukaryota, Fungi, Ascomycota, Saccharomycetes, Saccharomycetales, Saccharomycetaceae.
AUGACAGUGUCUCUCAACGCGAUUCCGAGCCCCUCCUACAUUGACCGCGAGCUUUCCGCUAAUUUAGACUCUACGGACGCCUUUGAAGGUCCUGAGAAGCUCUUAGAAAUCUGGUUCUAUAAAAACUCCAGCUGCGUACCAGACAAUGCCAAAACUUUGCGAUCUAUCGAUUUCAGCACCUGGGUGCGUUUGUUGCAACUGGUCAAGUGCCAAGUACUGUCAAUGAAACAAACCGAAAAGAUGAAUGCUUUCUUGCUGAGCGAAUCGUCUCUUUUUGUGUUUGACCAUAAGCUCACACUUAAGACUUGCGGCACUACCACUACAUUAUUCUGCCUCGAAGAGCUAUUUCGUGUCGUUAAGGAACACCUCGAUUGGAACUUCUGCCAGAAGGGAAAGGUGAAUCCUUACAAAGUUUUCUAUUCCAGGCGUUGCUUUAUGUUCCCCAAGAAGCAGCAGGGUAUUCACCAGAACUGGGAUGACGAAACUCAGUAUCUGAACAAGUUCUUUAGCAACGGGAAAAGCUAUCUCGUGGGACGUUUAGGCCAAGCAAAUCACUGGAGUUUAUACGUAACUGAGACCAAUAGGGAUCUGGAUGGCCAGGACGAAAACUUUGAUGGCAGCGAGGAAGACGAUGAUGAGAAUGAUGAUGACGACGACGACGAGACAUUAGAAAUGCUGAUGACGGGCCUGACGCCCUCUCGGGCGUCCCAGUUUGUCACCACGAGAGAACCUGGACAGCCCGUUGAAAGCGAUACUGAUGAUGAGGGCCAUGUGCUUGGCGCUCAAGUUACUGAGGACACGCAACUAGACCGGAUCUACGACAAUGUCGAAGGCGUUUCCUUCCAACAGGAUGCUUUUGCAUUCACGCCAUGCGGUUACUCGGCCAAUGUGGUUAUGGACCAAGAGUAUUACUAUACUCUACAUGUGACCCCGGAAGAUGGUUGGUCCUAUGCCUCAUUUGAGAGUAACGUUCCUGUCACGAAGGUCUCUGGAGGUACGCAGGACAAUAUAGCGGUUAUGGAGCGCGUUUUGCAGGUGUUCGGACCUUCGGACUUUUGCCUCACCUUUUUCUCUCGCCGCAGCCACAACGACAAUUUUGCCAAGCUCAAGAAACUAACAGACCGUGUUUCCAACUACACUCGUAAGGAUAAGAUCGUCUACCAACUAGAUGAUUAUCAUUUGCUAUACUUGAGAUUUGAGCGCAAUAAUUAA